CUCGAGCGAGGCGGAGCCGGCGCCCGAGCAGCCAGAGGAGUAGGAGGUGGAGGAGGAGAGGUCGGAGCCGUCUCCAGGAGCCCUUAGAGACCGAGUCCCCGGCGGCGGCGGCGGGGCAGCGCACGGGCGGACUAGUGAGCACCGAGGGGCAGGCGCAGGAGGAUGGCGGCCCUCACCUAGGAGAACCAGGAAGGCAGGCAGCGCUAGAGAGACGGGGUUGGGUUCGACUAUUGCCAAAACAAUCACAUUCAAAUUCAUUCUCCCCACUUGAAACCUGAAAAGAGUGGGCCACACAAAGUCUUACUGGUUCCAGGUGAAAACAGUAACUGAAGAUGUCAAGCAAAACAGCAAGCACCAACAACAUCACCCAGGCACGGAGAACUGUGCAGCAGUUAAGACUAGAAGCCUCCAUUGAAAGAAUAAAGGUUUCAAAGGCCUCAGCGGACCUCAUGUCCUACUGUGAGGAGCAUGCCAGGAAUGACCCUUUGCUGAUAGGGAUACCUACUUCAGAAAACCCUUUCAAGGAUAAAAAAACUUGCAUCAUCUUAUAGAGGAGUGAAAUGGUUCCUCACGUCUUCUCAACAAAGCAAAUUAUGAGCAGCUCCUUGAAGAGAAUUACCUUCAGCUUAUUUGGUAACCACUGCUAAUAACUAAAAUGCUCUUAACAUGGAAUAAUAGACUCUGAAGUCUUUAUUUUCCAACUUGUCCUUUCUCUGAAAUACCCUUUACUGAUUUAAUACAAUCCCAUUUUCCAUUUGGCAACUGUGGUGUCAUAUUGGGUUACUGAUUAAGGAAAGUCAGUCCGGGCCCUUUAAAAAACUCAGUUAUAUACUUUUAAAUAUAUGAAUGAUCCAGUUAUAUCAAGACCUAAAUUAACUAAGCCCCUAUCUAGAUUAAAAUGCCAAGAGUAAUUUAAGUCCUUAAACCUUUAUAUCAUAAUGUGUUCUUAAUAGGGUUGUGCCAACCUGUACAGUAUACACGGGUGAGGAGUGUUUUGUGUAUAUAUGUAUGUCUUUGUAUAUACACAUCUCAAAGCUUAUUUCCUUAUUAAAAUUUCUCUCUCUCCAUACCAUCAGUUAAAUCCACAAGUUAUACCUUUAUCUUAAGCUGUGUGUAGGUAGAAUAAGAACUUCUUUUCAUAUAGUUAUUGUACAAAAAGUAAAGGACAUCCUAAAGGUCGUAUUCAUUGUAAUCAAAUAAUGAAGUCAUCUCUUGCUGACCCUCUAGUCUACAAUAAACUGUGCCAAUUAAAAUUUUAAAACUCA
This is a messenger RNA of Pteropus alecto (black flying fox), 1265 nucleotides long. It is a transcript of the gene GNG12, whose product is annotated as G protein subunit gamma 12. The transcript has 5 exons. Gene Ontology annotation, cellular component: heterotrimeric G-protein complex. The record is from RefSeq and is a predicted model, not a curated record. Gene Ontology annotation, biological process: G protein-coupled receptor signaling pathway. Bases 333 to 551 code for a protein of 72 amino acids. NCBI's taxonomy places the organism in Eukaryota, Metazoa, Chordata, Mammalia, Chiroptera, Pteropodidae. Gene Ontology annotation, molecular function: G-protein beta-subunit binding.